CCCUCCACGGCUGCCUUCAGCCCCGCAGCGGCGCUGGCAGCGGGGAAACUCCGCUUCGCCGCAGGAGGACCCACACCUCCCGCCCGAGGCGCGUCGGCUCGGGAACGCGCGUGAAACGCAGCGUCCUUUCCCGAAAUAGGCAUUAAAGCGCGGCCCGCUGCCAGCGCCGGGAGACGGAGGCUCCUGCCCUUCGAAUCGAUGUGGCAGAAUUUCAGUUCCGUGCCCCCUCCGCCCAAAAUAAUGCCUGAAAUGCUAGCAACGGUAGUUUGAAAUUUGAGUGUUACUGUUACAAGCUGGCAGUCUUUUUACAUGGCUGCCCAGCAGUGUUUUGCAGUGCAGGGUAAUUUAUUCGCGGGUAUUUUUGUCAGCAAAGGAGUAAAUUGAUUCAUUUUUCUUUUAAUCUGAACGCCUAACGCAGCAGUACCGUUUGCAACAUUAUCAAUAGUAAGAGCUGCAUAAUCGGGUGCUUAAUUUUUUUACUGUCAAAAAUAUUAACUGUGGAAGAAUGACAUUUUAAAUAUUGGUAUUUUAGUAAAAGGGUGUAUUUCUUUCCCCAUACCCUUUUGGGACUGUGCACGUAUUUAUUCCUAUGUCUGCUUUAAUUACUUUCCAAACCAUAUCCCUAUAAAUCAUUGUACUUCUCAAUUCAGGUUUUUUUUUUUUUUUCUGAAAUAGAAAGCUCUUUUUUUUGCCUAUGCAAGCUCUGUUAAUAUUUGGUCCUUUUAGAAACCUCUAAUUUACAUCUACAGUUCACUCUUCUGAAAACUCUUCUGUAUUCUUUCCUCUAAUUUAUCUUAACUGUCUUUUUCUUUUCUCCUAGUUCUCCUUGGGAUAUUCUACCAUCUCUAGCAGUGUGUACAUAGUGAUUCAUCUUUAGAAAAUAGAAAAGACACCAGCUGUAGAUAUAGGUUACCGUCCUAUUCCAACAGACUCUUACCUGGGAGGGAAUUCACCCUUGCCACCUCCUGUAAGUGACAGGAUGAGAAAGAGACGGGCUUUUGCUGAUAAAGAGUUGGAGAACAUUAUGCUAGAGAGAGAGUAUAAAGAGAGAGAGAUGAUGGAAGCUACACAAGCAGCUGCCCUUUUUCUCCCUAACCGUAUGGUGCGUGGAGCUGAAUACAAUUCAUAUAAAACAGCCUUCAACACUUCUCAAAUUGAUAAUCCAAACAAGGAAUUUUCCAAUUUUUUACCAACCUGCCUUGAUCUAACGAUGCAGUAUUCAGGACCUAGCAACAUGGAACUAAUUUCUUCGAAUGUCAGUGUAGCUACUACCUACAGGCAGUAUCCCCUGUCUUCUAGGUUCUUAGUGUGGCCAAAAUGUGGCCCCAUUAACGAUGCUCUCCUCUACCAGCAAUGCCUGUUAAAUGCUACUGCUGUACAAGCUCUCAAACCCGGGGCAGGUUGGGAUGCCAAGGUCUCACAAAGUCAGGACUGUCCAAACACUGAGCACGAUAUCAUGCCUCCAAAACUGGAAAAUUCAUUUGUUCUGACUCACACACGAGACAUUCAGCAGUCACGUAAUGAGAUACUGUGCCUUCACCAGGAAGCUCGUGAGAGGUCAGCUUUCUCUCCUCCAAAAAGGACUUUCUCCCAAAUUUCUGAUAAGGGUUCUCUGUCUCCUCAGGAACAGGCAUUAAGCAAGAUCAGCAAAAACAGUACCAAACCCGCUCCACCACUCAAGUACAGUGCAUUUCAGACACUGUUCCAUCAGACAUUUCCUGACACUCCAACAGCAGAGUUAAGAAUGUCAUUUGUGAAGGAGACUUUUGAAGAUGCUUCUAAGAAAUACAGAGAGUGUGCUGUUAAAGAGAACCAAAAAUACAAGUUUACUGCAGACAAAUGUGCAAAAGACUUCUUUGGGGUCAAACAGGCCACAACAAAAUUUUCAACAACCGAGCCACUGUCAUUUUCAGUUGAAUCCAUCCUUAAACGACCUUCUUCUGCAGUUACUAAUGUCUCUGAAUGAAUAAACUUCCAGAGUAGAGAGUUUCUAAGCUUUGCUUUCUGCAGAAUUGCUCCUGCUUGCCUUAUCUCUUAAAAGAUUUUAAAAGAGGAAUUUCUGCAAUAAAUGGUAAUGCUUUCUUUUGUUUCAAAGUGAUGUACAUAACUAUGCAUGUUUUCUGAAAAACAAAUCUAAUUUUUUUAAAUUGAAACUGCAUGUGCAGACUGUAAAGUGUUGUUAUUUUAAGCAGCACU
Messenger RNA from Corvus hawaiiensis (hawaiian crow), 2196 nucleotides. RefSeq names its product doublesex and mab-3 related transcription factor 2 (gene DMRT2). NCBI's taxonomy places the organism in Eukaryota, Metazoa, Chordata, Aves, Passeriformes, Corvidae. The transcript has 2 exons. Gene Ontology annotation, biological process: sex differentiation; regulation of transcription by RNA polymerase II. The record is from RefSeq and is a predicted model, not a curated record. Gene Ontology annotation, molecular function: RNA polymerase II cis-regulatory region sequence-specific DNA binding; DNA-binding transcription factor activity, RNA polymerase II-specific. The coding region runs from base 980 to 1966 and encodes 328 amino acids. Gene Ontology annotation, cellular component: nucleus.